CGAGAUCUGGCAACACUGUGCACUUCAUGGAUUCAGCCACUCCUUCGUCUGGUCAGACAGUUCUUUAUUGCGGAGUUUGACAAGAAAUCAGCUGAGGUGUGUUUUUUGUCGAAUUCAAUAAAGAGUCGAAACCAUUUUAAGACAGCAGAUACUGGUCUGGAUCCCAGUGUGAGCUUUACAAACCAAAACCACUCAGGAAGUCUCCUGUAUGGACAGCAGUGACACAGAGGGGAGGGUGAACGGAGAAUGAUCGGGAUUAACGGUUCCGUCGUUUGUUUCCUGACACUGUCCGUCCUGUGGACUCCCGUUAGAGGUGAUGCUGAGGUGUCCUGUGUUUUCAUGGAGAGCUGCAUCUUACCGUGCAGCUUCCAGGUCGGCACUGAAGCAGUCAUCCACUGGAUUCAGGUGAAAGCAGGAGACCCUCGUGUCCACUCCUACUUCCUCAACCAAGACCAGCUGGCACAGCAGGACCAGCGCUUCAGAGGCAGGACGUCACUGUUCAAGGACCAGAUCUCCAGAGGAAAUGCCUCGCUGCAGCUGACAGGGGUGGAGCUUCAAGACCAGAGCAGAUAUAAGUGCAUCACCAGCACCACCAGAGGAAACAAGGAGUCAAUUAUCAACCUGAAAGUGGACGCACUGGUCCAUAAAGUUGACAUUCAGCAGGUAGAGAACAGGAUCACCUGCAGCUCAGAGGGGAUCUACCCUGAGCCUCAGCUCACCUGGUCCACCAACCCUCCAUCCAGUGUGACCCUCCAGAACAAAACCACAGUCCAUCAGACUGAACAGCAGCUCUACAACAUCAACAGUUCUCUGAUAGUUUCAGUGACUGAUCUGGUCUACAGCUGCACCGUCAGCACUCGCAGAAACAGGAGGAGAGCCAGUUUGAGGCAACUGCCUUCCGUCAGUGGUUUGGGCACUGAAACAACAAUACUCUGCACUUCUUCAAAUACUUCCCAAACAGGCCUCAUCUGGAGGUUCAACCACAAUCAGAUCAUCCUGAACCAGACCAGGCCCAACGUCUCCUACACAGUGUCAGAGGAGUGGAGGCAGCAGGUGAAGAGUGUGUCUGAGUCAGGCAGUCUCACACUACAGCACUUAUCUUCAGAUCAGGACGGGAUAUACACCUGUGAGCUCAGUGAUGAUGAGGAGACAUAUGUGACAAACACUCUUGUGAUGAUAGAGGAAGGGAGGGAGUUCCAGAGGCAGGGGGCAGAGCGGCUGAAGGCUCUGGACCCUGUGGUGGACAGACGGGAAGAGGGCACAAUGAGGCUGAUGGAAGAGGCCGACCUGAGUAUCCGGGAGGGAGUGUUGAUGUGGAGGAGGUCAGAGAGGAGCUACAGGAGUUAUUGUAGGCGUGGUGGUUGGAGUCGCAGUUGUAUUGAUAGCAGGCCUUGUGUUUUACUGCAUAUCUAAAAGACACUAAGAAGACAGCACGUGGAACUACGUUACUCAAAGUGAAACUAAUGAAUAAAUGCCUGACAAGAGACAAAGUCAGAGUGUGGAAGCAGCAAGUGUUUGACUUGAUAAUGAACUUCCUACAAGCUGCUUAUAGACCCACUGCUCCAGUGAUAUGAAGAUCACAAUGCACUGCACUUAAGUGUGACUGUUUUUCAUUACUGUGAGCAAAUCUCCCACCUGGACAUUCAUGCGAGAUGGACAAGCAGUGAAAUCUGUACACAUUACACAAAAAACACUAAAAGUCCUAACAGGCCGUGAUAGGAGAAACUUGAACUCCUUGAACCAUGGACGUCGUUAGACCAAUAAAAUGAAUGCAAACAUGACGUAUGCCUAUGCCUAGGUCACUUCAUCCUAAUACCCAGGGAAAAAAAGUAUUUUGAUUUUUUCAUAUAAGUGUUGGGGUGGUAAAAACUCAUUGCAAAGAUUGUUUUGUUUUUACUUAAUUUUAUCAACAUUUUACAACAUGUGCUCUAGUGCAGAACAGAACUUCAUUGAUCUCGAGUGUGAAACACAUAAGCCCUUUUUAGACAGAAAUUGUGCAAAUUUGCAGGAAAGCCCAAUCAGUAUUUUUUCAGCAUUGGCAGUAUAACAACAAAAUCGGGGAGUGCAGCAAAAUGCCGCCUACCUACUUUUGUUUAUACAGAAUGUGCCUUUUUCGGGGCAAUGGGGGGCGUGAGCAAGUAACAAAACGUGUAGCUCAGCGUGUGACGUAAACAGUGACGUGGGAGGGAAGCCGCGGCUAGUCAGGUGGCAGUAGCAAAGACGCUGGUCAGGCGGCGAUUCUCUCAUAAGUCGGCCCGUCCUUCACCGUCCCCGUCAUCUGACGGUUAAUGGCCUCUUCGUUUGCGAGGACAAGGAGGGCGCACAAUUCCUUGUCUCCCCAGUUGCUCAUCUUUACAGUGUCUGUCAGGUUUGUGUUUCCCUCUUGCUACUAGCUGCUCGCUAAUUCCUGCUAUCAGCUGUUUCCUGUUUAUCCACCGCCAGUGGCUCGCACAUGCGGCGUCAUCAACAGCUCCUCCCACAAGUCAUCAACAGCCCCUCCCGUGGCGGAAGGCCGCCUCAGUCUGUUUAAACUAAAAGGGUUCCUCCAAUAUGUCUACCCUACGAGGAGGAAAAUUGGGCACCUUGGAUCAACUCCCCAAUCCGCCUCUGUGUGUCUAAACGCUCGCAGCUUGCCGGCAAAACGGCCCAACAUUAGUAGAAAAUCUGGCAGUGUAAACAAAAUUUUGCACUUUACACACCCCACGUAUGUUUUACUGUUGCACCAAGGCAUUCUGCAUCUGGAAGGACUCGGACUGUUGACCAUUUCCGGCUAGUGGAAUGCACCAUAAUUUCUUAUUCUGUCAUCUGGGUGCUGCUUCCUUUUCUUGACUGUCGGAGAGAGAGAGCCACCCUGGACUCUGACAUGCCUGUCCCUGGGUUAUCAGUUCCUCAGCCAAGAGGAGUUUGAACUCCAGGCACUGGGAGGUGUCCUUUGCAGGUCUUUGCAAGGCCUGGCUGUCCUGUCAGUACUGAAGCCACAAGUUGGUAAUGGCCAAAUCAGUGAAGUGAAGCAUGGUUCAAACAGUCCACUUCUUGGUCCAGCUGGACAUGCUGUAGACGCUGAGCAUGCGGUCGCACAUGUCAACCCCUCCCAUGUUGCUGUUAUAUUCUGCAACCACUGCAGGUCUUUGGACUUCAGCUUGCCUCUUUUCUGUCUUUGACCAUCUGGUGCAGGUAUCCUGGGGCUCAAUCCCAUGGGCGGUUGAUGCCAUGACAACAGGCUUGUUGUCCAUCCUCUUAGUGACUGCUAUUUCAUCAGGUCUCCGUACGAUCAUUUCAGAUGACCCUCUUGGUUUUCUGCUCAGGAUGUUGUCAGCAGUGAAGUGGCCCUCUUUUGGGAUUCGAUUCUUUUGAAUUGUUCCUGAGGCAGGCAGGCCCCUUUCCUGAGGAGCAUCCAGGAGACUGAUGGUGGUAAAAUACCGGUCAAAGUAGACCAGUGUUCCCUCUGGGAACCGUCUCAGUCAAACGCAGGAUUUCCACCUAUCCCCAUCUGUUGGACUUGAGUGAAGGUGUUCUUUCCCGUGUAGGUUUCAAAGUCCAGCACUAAGCCACCUGGACUUGCAAGAACAAACACCUUUAAUCCUGUUGGAUUUGGCUUCCCAGGCACAAACUGACAAACUGGAUACCGGCUGGUGAAUGGAAUGAUCUGUUCAUCAAUACAGACCUUUGUUGGCAUAGGUAGACUCUCUUCUAAACUGGUCUGACUUUCCAAAGGGGAUCCUUUUUCUUUUCCUCUUCUGGCACUUCCGGAGCAUUGACCACUUUCAGCAAAGAUCUGAUCUUGUAGAAACGAUCACGUAUUAGAAAAGUUGUUAGAAAAGUAAUCAAAGUCAUAAGUUCCAUUACUCUGAUGAAAUAAUCAAAAUAUUUACUUUACUGUUACGUUUUAGUCAGGUAAUUAAUAAUCUGUAACUUAUUACAUUAACCUUCCCAACACUACUUCAAACUUUAUGACUUAUUAAUUUAAUGUUAAAUAUUAUGGCAUUUUUUGAAAUACUCUCAUGUGAGUACUGACUCAUGUUCUUGUGAUGAUGAAACACAAAUAAUGUCAUUCAAUUUAUUUUUCAAUUGUUGUUUACUCCUAGUGUUUCUACUCUUUUAACUUCUAAGCUAGUUAAUUUUCUGAUUUGUAUUUUGUCUUUCUUACUUUAUUGAAUAAUGCUGUAUGUUAAACUGAUGAUGCACUCCGCUAACUGUAUGUUUAGAGGUGUUUUUCAUAGAACACCAUUUAUCUGUAUACUGUGUGUGUAAGUAUUUCUUAUAAACAAUGAUGUCCAGUAGGGGGUGCUGCAACUCCAUCAGUUAUUUUCAUCAGUCUGACUUCAAAAGCGUCACUGUGAGUUUAGCAUUAAACAGUUUUCUG
Epinephelus moara (kelp grouper) is the source of this 4363-nucleotide messenger RNA. RefSeq names its product HERV-H LTR-associating 2b, tandem duplicate 2 (gene hhla2b.2). The transcript is spliced from 8 exons. Gene Ontology annotation, biological process: positive regulation of T cell proliferation; cellular response to lipopolysaccharide; immune response. The record is from RefSeq and is a predicted model, not a curated record. NCBI's taxonomy places the organism in Eukaryota, Metazoa, Chordata, Actinopteri, Perciformes, Serranidae. Bases 247 to 1413 code for a protein of 388 amino acids. Gene Ontology annotation, cellular component: external side of plasma membrane.